AUGGUGUGGCAGGUCUAUGGCAAGGAGGAGGCAGAGGCCAUGGAGAAGGAGCUGCUGGAGGAUUAUCGGUUUGGGCGGCAGCAGCUGAUCGAGAUCUGGGGACACGCUUGUGCCAUGGCUGUGACCAAGCAUCCCUGGGUCCAGCACUUGACCCAGCUGGGGAGACCUGGGCUGAGCACCCUCCUGGUGGGGCUGAGCACCCUCCUGGUGGGGCUGAGCACCCUCCUGGUGGGGCUGAGCACCCUCCUGGUGGGGCUGAGCACCCUCCUGGUGGGGCUGAGCACCCUCCUGGUGGGGCUGAGCCAGGCAGAGCAUCCACGGACCCCCAGCUCGGGCAUCUCACACUCAACCAGUGUCCCCAGCACUGUCCCCUUCAGGCACGUCCCUGGGAGCCCCACGGUGCUGGGGCAGGACCAGGACCAGCCAAGGUGGGACGUGGAGGCUGGUGGCAGCGGUGGUGGCAUCAGCCCCGAGGUCCUGGUGUCCCUGUCAGCCCCCAAGCAGUGUGCCCGCCGCUUCCUGGGCCGCCAGCACUUCCUGGCCGGGCGCUUCCUCCCCUACGACCUGCAGAAGAAGUUCGAGCUCAACCCACCCCAGUACCCGGGCACCGAGUGUGUGGUGGCCCUGCCAGCCCCCCGGGAAUAA
Messenger RNA from Chaetura pelagica (chimney swift), 645 nucleotides. It is a transcript of the gene YJEFN3, whose product is annotated as YjeF N-terminal domain containing 3. Gene Ontology annotation, cellular component: mitochondrion. Gene Ontology annotation, molecular function: NAD(P)HX epimerase activity. The coding region runs from base 1 to 645 and encodes 214 amino acids. The record is from RefSeq and is a predicted model, not a curated record. The transcript has 4 exons. Lineage: Eukaryota; Metazoa; Chordata; Aves; Apodiformes; Apodidae.